UCUCUCCUCGCUGGUAUAUAGCGGGGUAUCCAACAUUUCUGUAGAUCACAUUUUUGGUUUGGCGUCUGCUUUGGCUUUGGUUUGCAUCCAGCAGAAAAUGUCUCAGUAUUCGGGAAAAAUCACUUUCUAUGAGGGCAAAUACUUCACAGGCAGGAAGCUGGAGGUCUGUGGGAACUGUGAUAACUUCCAGGACAGAGGUUUCAUGAACCGAGUGAACUCUAUCUGUGUACAGAGUGGAGCUUGGAUCUGUUUUGAUCACCCAGACUUCCGAGGACAGCAGUACGUUUUGGAGCAUGGGGAAUACCCUGACUUCUACCGUUGGAAUGGCUAUAAUGAUCACAUGGGCUCCUGCAGGCCUGUCGGAAUGCAUGGUGAGCAUUACAGAAUGGAGAUAUUUGAUGGGAGCCAUUUUAGUGGUCACUGCAUGGAGUUCACUGAAGAUUGCUCUUUCCUCCAAGGGCAGGGCUGGAACAAGAACUGUGUCAAUGCCAUCAAAGUGUACGGAGAUGGAGCAUGGGUGCUGUAUGAGGAACCCAACUAUCGUGGCCGUAUGUACGUUGUGGAGAGGGGAGAGUACAACAGCUUUAACGUGUGGCAAGCUGACAGUGCAAAUAUCCAGUCCCUCAGAAGAGUCGUCAACUACUUUUAACUGAAUUAUUCUUGUACAAACAAUGUCCCGGUGCAAACUAGAGUUUAAUUUUCCUCCCUGCUCACUCAAAGUGUGGAAUAAAUUCUUAAGAGCUGCUGUUGGCUGCAGGUAUUUUUCCCCCAUUACAUGAGACAAAGUAUGUUUUGCUUGAUUAGAUGGCCUGAUUGUACUUUGAUUCACAUCGCCCCGAAAGGUCAGGUGCCUCUUUUCCCAUAGAAGUAAACUGCAUUUGAUAUUAGCUACAGUGUUUCUGGCCAGUUUUUAAAGGGAUAAUUUUAUUCUCCUUUUCACUCCCCCUGUGGUAUAUAUUGGUUUAUUAUAUUGGCUGUUCAGGCUCAUUUGUCUGAUGGUUACUGACAGGAACUGGCAAAAUUCCUAUAAUGCUGAACCAUUGCUUCCUCACUGCAAGUCUUUGCAUUAAUCCACUGGAAAGUCUGCUGACCCAAGCACUUUAGCUGUCUCUUCAAAGGGACACUGGAAAGGAUGGCAGGCCCAGAGUGCAUCUGGAUGUGAUGCAAGAGGGCACUUACAAAGGGCUUCUACGCUCAGCAGUGCAUCUCUGUUCUGCCCUUGUGGAGUGGCCUGCAGUGGAGUGAAAUAUAUAAGAAUUCUGCAAUUUUAAGAGCUCAGAGAAAAGCAGAAGUCUCUAUUAAUCGCACAUUUAUAAUGGAGCACAUGGAUACACUUUGGAAGAAUGGCAAUCUGCAUUGCAACUGCACACAGGCCUGAG
This is a messenger RNA of Trachemys scripta elegans, 1379 nucleotides long. RefSeq names its product crystallin gamma N (gene CRYGN). Gene Ontology annotation, biological process: lens development in camera-type eye; visual perception. NCBI's taxonomy places the organism in Eukaryota, Metazoa, Chordata, Testudines, Emydidae. Gene Ontology annotation, molecular function: structural constituent of eye lens. The transcript is spliced from 4 exons. The coding region runs from base 98 to 649 and encodes 183 amino acids. The record is from RefSeq and is a predicted model, not a curated record.